AGGUUUAAUCAUUAUGUGAAGUUUCCUAUGCUGAUUGGUUCAGCUCUAACCAGGAUGUGUUGUUUGUGUGUUACAGGAGGCACCAGGGACAUUGGUUCAGCUCUAACCAGGAUGUGUUGUUUGUGUGUUACAGGAGGCACCAGGGACAUUGGUUCAGCUCUAACCAGGAUGUGUUGUUUGUGUGUUACAGGAGGCACCAGGGACAUUGGUUCAGCUCUAACCAGGAUGUGUUGUUUGUGUGUUACAGGAGGCACCAGGGACAUUGGUUCAGCUCUAACCAGGAUGUGUUGUUUGUGUGUUACAGGAGGCACCAGGGACAUUGGUUCAGCUCUAACCAGGAUGUGUAUGAGACACAGAAGCAUCGAGGCCAAGCUCAGAGACUUUUCAAUGGCUUUCAUGGACUGCAUGAUCAACCCUCUACAGGAUCAGAUGGAGGAGUGGAAGAGAGGAACCAACACUCUGGAUAAGGACCAUGCUAAAGAGUACAAGAAAGUUCGGAGUGAGAUCAAGAAGAAGUCUUUAGACACUCUGAAGCUACAGAAGAAGGCAAAGAAAGGUCGAGGAGACGUCCAGCCCCAGCUGAACAGUGCCAUGCAGGACGUCAGUGAUAAAUACCUGCUGCUGGAGGAGACGGAGAAACAGGCCGUCAGGAAGGCCCUCGUCGAGGAGAGGAGCAGGUUAUGCACCUUCGUCUCCAUGCUACGACCUGUCGUGGAUGAGGAGAUCUCCAUGCUAGGAGAGGUCACCCACCUCCAGACCAUAUCUGACGACCUCAAGAUGCUGACCAUGGACCCUCACAAGCUGCCCCCCGCCAGCGAACAGGUGAUUCUGGAUCUGAAGGGCUCUGACUAUAACUGGUCCUAUCAGACUCCUCCCUCCUCCCCCAGCACCACUAGGUCCAGGAAGUCCAGUAUGUGCAGCAGUCUGAACAGCGUAAACAGUAGUGACUCUCGCUCCAGCGGCACAUCCCACUCUCACUCCCCCUCCUCCUCCUCCUGCUCCUCCCACUACGGCUACCGUAGCUCCACCCUGCCCCAGCAGGCCGCGGCACGACUGUCCUCCAUGUCCUCCCACGACUCAGGAUUCAUCUCCCAGCCAGACACCUCCAAGUCACCAUCACCCAUGCCCCAGGAGACACUACCGCAGCCUUGCUCCAGCUCUGGCUCGUCUGAGGCCUCUGAGACCUGCCAGUCAGUCAGUGAGUGCAGCUCUCCCACCUCUGGAGGGCCUCUGGCUGCAGUUGACAAGUUGUCUAACGGGUAUGACCACUACGGGGAUCACCAUCAUUCAGACUCUUCAUACCUGAUGGGAGGGGGCUCAGGCCUGGUGGGUUCCUACCCCCUCUUCCCUCCCUCCUCCCAUUCGUCCUCCAUCACCUCCUCCUCCUGUCCGUCCCAGUCGUGGUCCAGGCCGUGCUCGGUCCUGCUACCUGACUACCCUCAUUACUGCACCCUGGGGCCUAACAUGGUCCCCACCUCUAAAGUCCCCAGCUGGAAGGACUGGGCUAAGCCAGGACCCUAUGACCAGCCCAUGGUAAACACCCUUAGAAGGAGGAAGGACAAGGAUCUUGUACCAGCAGACACCAGCUAUGCCCCACUACCACUACCUGCUGGAGUCAUCCCAGCACCAGGGGCCAGGAGUCUACCACUACCUGCGGGAGUCAUCCCAGCACCAGGGGGCAGGAUUCUACCACUACCUGCUGGAGUCAUCCCAGCACCAGGGGGCAGGCGUCUACCACUACCUGCUGGAGUCAUCCCAGCACCAGGGGGCAGGAGUCAACCAUUACCUCCAUCACCCAAGGUGUGUGAGAUGGAGGCCCAUGAGGAGCUGGCCCUGGCCCUGUCCAGAGGUCUACAGCUGGACUCACAGACACAGCGUUCCAAUAGGGACUCUCUACACUGUUCUAGUGGCUACAGUACCCAGAGUACCACCCCAUGCUGUUCAGAGGACACCAUACCCUCACAAGUGUCAGACUACGACUAUUUCUCCAUGGGAGGGGACCAGGAGGUUGACCAGCAGGAGUUUGACAAGUCAUCCACCAUCCCCCGUAACAGUGACAUCAGCCAGUCCUACCGUAGGAUGUUCCAGUCCAAGAGACCAGCCUCCACCGCCGGCCUACCUUCUACGGCUGGCUCCGUCAUCAUGACCCCUGGGGUCGCCACCAUCCGCCGCACGCCCUCCACCAAGCCCUCAGCCCGCCGCGGGACCACCGGCCCCAUCCCCAUCCGGACCCCCGUGAUCCCAGUCAAGAUCCCCACCGUGCCUGGACUAGUUGGGGGAGGAUUCCCUGGGGGACUGGGGCUUCCUGGAGGACCAGGAGUAGGGGCAGAGGAACCAGAGGAGGCCCAGAGCCCUGAGUCUCCAGCCCAGGGAGAGGAGGGGGAGCUGGGUGUACUUCCCCUGGCGUUCUGGAGUGGUCAAGCAACCACCAACCCUCCCCUGGCCCCUCACCAGCCUGGGGUCCAGUGUCAAGGCGAGGGGGGGUCCCUGGAGGAUGGGGAGGUUAUGGAUGGUCAGGGGAGAAACAUGCUGCUGGUUAUCCAGAGAGGGGUCAAGCUGAAGAGGACCAAUACCAACGAUCGCUCAGCACCGCGCAUCGUAUAAGAGGAGAGCCACCGUGGCACCAUGCAGCAUCAGAGGAGGGUAUCCUGCCUAGCUGUACCUAGCUAGCCUACCGCCUGCCCACUGACAGACAGGACAGAACUCAUGUCCACUGCGCUAAGGGGGGUCUCCUGUAUACUACUUACCGUCCAGCUGCCUCACUGACAGACAGGAGAGAACUCAUGUCCACUGCGCUAAGGGGGGUCUCCUGUAUACUACUUACCGUCCGGCUGCCUCACUGACAGACAGGACAGGACAGAACUCAUGUCCACUGCGCUAAGGGCGGUCUCCUGUAUACUACUUACCGUCCAGCUGCCUCACUGACAGACAGGACAGAACAGAACUCAUGUCCACUGCGCUAAGGGGGGUCUCCUGUAUACUACUUACCGUCCAGCUGCCUCGCUGACAGACAGGACAGAACUCAUGUCCAUUCCAAGUGAUGCUGUGUGUGGUGACAGACAGGACAGAACUCAUGUCCAUUCCAAGUGAUGCUGUGUGUGGUGACAGACAGGACAGAACUCAUGUCCAUUCCAAGUGAUGCUGUGUGUGGUGACAGACAGGACAGAACUCAUGUCCAUUCCAAGUGAUGCUGUGUGUGGUGACAGACAGAGCUCUGCUCGUCUUCUCAGACGGUGCAGAAGGUGGUCUCUUGUUGGACAGACAGUGGAGCAGCACAGAGUUGUGUUAAUUAUGUUAUCUUUUAGUUCUGAAUAUGUAAAUAAUUAUGCAUGGUAUUUUCUCUUUGUUGCUUCCUGGGGCCCUGUUCUGUUGACUCUAGUCCUCCCACCCCCAUUCCUCCCCUCCUCAGUUCUGUUGACUCUAGUCCUCCCACCCCCAUUCCUCCCCUCCUCAGUUCUGUUGACUCUAGUCCUCCCACCCCCAUUCCUCCCCACCUCAGUUCUGUUGACUCUAGUCCUCCCACCCCCAUUCCUCCCCUCCUCAGUUCUGUUGACUCUAGUCCUCCCACCUCCAUUCCUCCCCUCCUCAGUUCUGUUGACUCUAGUCCUCCCACCCCCAUUCCUCCCCACCUCAGUUCUGUUGACUCUUGUCCUCCCACCCCCAUUCCUCCCCUCCUCAGUUCUGUUGACUCUAGUCCUCCCACCCCCAUUCCUCCCCUCCUCAGUUCUGUUGACUCUAGUCCUCCCACCCCCAUUCCUCUCCACCUCAGUUCUGUUGACUCUAGUCCUCCCACCCCAUUCCUCCCCUCCUCAGUUCUGUUGACUCUAGUCCUCCCACCUCCAUUCCUCCCUCCUCAGUUCUGUUGACUCUAGUCCUCCCACCCCAUUCCUCCCCUCCUCAGUUCUGUUGACUCUAGUCCUCCCACCCCCAUUCCUCCCCUCCUCAGUUCUGUUGACUCUAGUCCUCCCACCUCCAUUCCUCCCCUCCUCAGUUCUGUUGACUCUAGUCCUCCCACCCCCAUUCCUCCCCACCUCAGUUCUGUUGACUCUAGUCCUCCCACCCCCAUUCCUCCCUCCUCAGUUCUGUUGACUCUAGUCCUCCCACCUCCAUUCCUCCCCUCCUCAGUUCUGUUGACUCUAGUCCUCCCACCUCCAUACCUCCCCUCCUCAGUUCUGUUGACUCUAGUCCUCCCACCUCCAUUCCUCCCCUCCUCAGUUCUGUUGACUCUAGUCCUCCCACCUCCAUACCUCCCCUCCUCAGUUCUGUUGACUCUAGUCCUCCCACCUCCAUUCCUCCCUCCUCAGUUCUGUUGACUCUAGUCCUCCCACCCCCAUUCCUCUCCACCUCAGUUCUGUUGACUCUAGUCCUCCCACCCCCAUUCCUCCCCUCCUCAGUUCUGUUGACUCUAGUCCUCCCACCCCAUUCCUCCCCUCCUCAGUUCUGUUGACUCUAGUCCUCCCACCUCCAUUCCUCCCUCCUCAGUUCUGUUGACUCUAGUCCUCCCACCCCAUUCCUCCCCUCCUCAGUUCUGUUGACUCUAGUCCUCCCACCCCCAUUCCUCCCCUCCUCAGUUCUGUUGACUCUAGUCCUCCCACCUCCAUUCCUCCCCUCCUCAGUUCUGUUGACUCUAGUCCUCCCACCCCCAUUCCUCCCCACCUCAGUUCUGUUGACUCUAGUCCUCCCACCCCCAUUCCUCCCCUCCUCAGUUCUGUUGACUCUAGUCCUCCCACCCCCAUUCCUCCCUCCUCAGUUCUGUUGACUCUAGUCCUCCCACCUCCAUUCCUCCCCUCCUCAGUUCUGUUGACUCUAGUCCUCCCACCUCCAUACCUCCCCUCCUCAGUUCUGUUGACUCUAGUCCUCCCACCUCCAUUCCUCCCCUCCUCAGUUCUGUUGACUCUAGUCCUCCCACCCCCAUUCCUCCCCUCCUCAGUUCUGUUGACUCUAGUCCUCCCACCUCCAUACCUCCCCUCCUCAGUUCUGUUGACUCUAGUCCUCCCACCUCCAUUCCUCCCCUCCUCAGUUCUGUUGACUAGUCCUCUCACCCCCAUUCCUCCCCUCCUCAGUUCCAAGGUGCCAAAUGAUUUGAAGCUAUUGAAAGGACUGUUUUAGAUUUAUUGUGAAGAUUGUGUCAUCUUAGUGACACAACUAUCAGGGGCACCAAGCUGUUUGGUAUGUAAACCGAUUUCAUGUUUCAUAUUUUCAGAUCUACAAUCCACAGCAGCUGUUGUAGUCGGGUUUAUGUUAUGCUCAGUAUUUCAACUGUUUCUAAUAGCAUGUGUUUUGCCAGUUAAUCAAUAAUCUCUUGGUAACAACUUACUUUUUACAUUACGCUGUACAUUUCACCGUUUCAAAAUAUGUGUCAUGAUGGAACUGAUAAAACUGUCAUUAUUCACCAAUACAGACAAUAACACUAUGUAUAAGAAAGGGACAGUCCCUUCAUUAUGGGGAGCGUGAAAGGUGUACACGGUUUAAAUGGUUUUGACUAGAAGAGAAAUAAAGGUUUGCGUUUGAUUAUGUCA
Molecule: messenger RNA, 5519 nt
Organism: Salvelinus namaycush (lake trout)
Lineage: Eukaryota; Metazoa; Chordata; Actinopteri; Salmoniformes; Salmonidae
Product: protein MTSS 1-like
Exons: 13
Coding region: 28-2604 (858 amino acids)
Biological process (GO): adherens junction maintenance; positive regulation of actin filament bundle assembly; plasma membrane organization
Cellular component (GO): cytoplasmic side of plasma membrane; actin cytoskeleton
Molecular function (GO): actin binding; phospholipid binding
Source: RefSeq, a predicted model, not a curated record